AAUGCGUCAAUCGAAUAAUAAAUAAACGAAGGAAUCGGCUGCGCUCCGGCGAAAUCAUUAAAAAUUAAUUGAAAAACCGCAAAACCAGCGCCGAAAAAGUGUGUAACCAGCUGGAAAAUUAGCCCAAAGUGUCGCGUUCAACGCUCGCAUAGCCGAAACUCGUGGUUUUACGUGCAAUUCAAGUGAUUUUCCAUCGCAGCAGCAGCAGCAUAUGUACACACUCACACUCACACUCGCACACGCACACCACCCCAGUCCGCCGUGUAUAUACAUCUGUAGGUGCGUUAUGUACAAAGUAUUAUAAUUAUAAAAUUGCAAGUGAGCCCAAGAGUGUGUGUGUGUAAAGUGCAAUAGCCUGGGCGGAGAGUUCGGAGCGGAGUGUGUGCGGUGGAGAGUGGAGAAAAGCAAAGUGAAGUGAAGUGCGCGGCGCUGCUCCAGGAGAUUCAUAUUCAUCCGUUGCCAUGUCUGGUCAAAGGGCUGCUGGGGCCGCUGGCUGCUAGGGCAAGCAAGUGGAUAUCUCGCCACGGAUAAGGACACACAGCGAAGAGGAGUGCCAGCAGGAGGAGCAGGAGCAGGGAUAGGAGUUGCCGUCGCAAGCGCUUCGUCUCCGCAAGUAUGCAUUGGCCAGAGGCGGCAACAUGCAGCAAGCUUAGAGUGCCCGCGGGCAGCAACACAUAACCCCCGUCAUAUCAACAUCUACAUCUACAUCAUCAACAUCAAGUCCAAGACCAAGACCAAGAUCAAGACCAACUCAAGAACCCUGUCACACGCCUCCCUUGCCUCCAGGAGCAGCAGCUGUAACAACUGGGCGCCCAUUGCGGAGUCCCAGCCGGAGGAGCAGGAAUCUUCCCGCGGCGGAGGAGCAGUCCGGUAGUCUGGAAUGUUGGAACACCCCCAGCGGUUUGUGCGCAACAUCCCCGACUCCUCAGCCAGCAGCAGCAGCAGCAGCUCGCAUCAUCAGUAUCCGCCACAGCUGCCGCAGCAUCAGAAUCUGAACCAGAAUCAGAUUUACCAGUACCGUCCCCAGGUGCCAGUUCCAGGAUCACCUGCCCACCAUCAGCGGCACUCGUCGCUGUCCCAGCAACAGCAGCAGCAGCUGCAUCACCGCACCCUGUCCACCGCCUCCACGUGCAGUGCCCAGCACAAAAGUGUGACCUUCGGCCAGCCAGCGCUUGACUGCGGCAACGGCAGCGGAAGCGGCAGCGGGAACUCCUCCAGUGGCAGUGCCGCAGGAAACGCUGGAACCCAACCAAUGGCGGGCAACAUGAAGCACGGCAAAUCUCAGGAAGACGUGUGCUAUGUGGUAGCCAAGUACGACUAUGCGGCGCAGGGUGCUCAGGAGCUGGAUCUGCGCAAGAACGAGCGCUACCUGCUGCUGGACGACUCCAAGCAUUGGUGGCGUGUCCAGAACAGCCGCAAUCAGUCCGGCUAUGUGCCCAGCAACUAUGUGAAGAAGGAGAAGCCCUCGCUCUUCGACAGCAUUAAGAAGAAGGUGAAAAAGGGCUCCUCCGGAUCAAAGACUUUGCCCAAUUGCUCGCCGUCGCGUCAAGUCGAGAGUCCAACCAUGUCACGGCGCCUGCCACCGGAUCCCGCCGAUGCCAUUGGCACUGCGGUCGUCAAGUACAACUAUCAGGCCCAGCAGCCAGACGAACUUUCGCUGACCAAGGGCACGCGAAUCCUCAUCCUGGAGAAGUCCAACGAUGGCUGGUGGCGCGGACAGAGCGGCAAUUCGGUGGGCUGGUUCCCCAGCAACUACACAACGGAGGAUUGUGAUAACGAUGGCGAGAUCCAUACCUAUGCCAUGGCCGAGAAUGUGCUCGAUAUUGUGGUGGCGCUGUACAGCUUCACGUCGAACAAUGACCAGGAGCUGUCGUUCGAGAAGGGCGACCGCUUGGAGAUUGUGGAUCGGCCCGCCUCCGAUCCGGACUGGUACAAAGCUCGCAACAACCAGGGCCAAGUCGGUUUAGUUCCACGCAAUUAUCUCCAAGAGUUGAACGAUUACCUGGCCACGCCCUAUCGCAACACGAGUGCCGGUGGCAGUGCCGGCAAUGGAAAUGGUGGUUCCAGCAAUAACGGUGCCGGCGGAGGCGGUGGCGGCGGCGGUAGCGACUCCAUGGAGCGACGCAACGAGGGCAACAACAAGUCGUCGGCACAAUCUUCCUCCGGCCAGCCCAUCGAGCGUCCCAACUUGGCAGGCAAGUCAUGGUACUACGGGGCAAUCACCAGGAGCCAGUGCGACACCGUGCUCAAUGGCCAUGGCCACGAUGGCGACUUCCUGAUCAGAGAUAGUGAGACUAAUAUGGGCGACUAUUCGGUUUCGUUGAAGGCACCCGGACGCAACAAGCACUUCCGGGUGCACGUGGAGCAGAACAUGUACUGCAUCGGACAGCGCAAAUUCCAUUCGCUGGACCAGCUGGUCGAUCAUUACCAAAGAGCGCCCAUCUACACAAACAAGCAGGGCGAGAAGCUGUACUUGGUGCGAUCGCUGCCCAAGGCCAAUGGAACGUAAGCAGCCAAGCCAGGAUCAGCGCGGAAUCUCAGCAUCCACAGCAGCAUAGCACCCGUAUUCAGCAGACACACAAAGAUUAUACCAAGGCUAACUUAUAGGCAGCAGCUCAGCAGCGCAGCGCAGCGCGUAAGCGACGUGUAGUUCAAUGUAGUUUGGAUCCAGAUUCAUUUUGGCUUUAGAUCAGACUCAGACCAGCGUGUGUGUAUAUAGAUCGGUUGGUUCUCGACCCCUCUUUUUGUACUUUUAUAUAUUUAAAAAUUAACUAAAUUACUAAAUUACCACGCUUACUUAUCCGCAUUGGCUAUGUUAAACGUUAAACGAGGAGGCAGGAAUAACCAAGCAAGAUUCGGUGUCGUCAACAUGCAAUACAUUUACAUAUUUACAUAUACCAUGUGCACAUAUUAUACUAUAUUCUAAAGCCACGUUUGUAGCGAAGACGACUAAUGUACACAGCAGUUAGAGGAGAUCGCUUUUAACCAAAACACAUGAGAAUAUAUGAUAUAUGAUGUCUAUUAUCCGUGCGCAUACCGUAGGCAAACUAGGAAUGGUAGCAAAAUAUCGACUAUAUCGAUGCUGUAACGAUUUCUGCCGAUAUAUAAAAUGAGAGAGACUCAACUCAAUCGCUCCUAACAGUCAUUUUUGUUAUUUAAACAUUAUUUAAUCGAGUACGACGACAUAACCAACAAAUUACAAAUGAUAUCUCUGAUAAUUAAAAGCAUAAUCUUAAUCGUUUACCGGCGCGGAGAGCGGCGUAUAAGCCAUACUUGUACAGUUGAGGCAAUUGCUAACCUAUAAUAGGCACUCAUCUCCUUCAUCUCUAGACAUUAUUUGCGAUUUAUCACUUACGAUUUACACGAUUACGCAGCGAUUCCAGCUUUAACAAACAACCAGCUAUUUUGUUGUUUUCCUCUAAGUUUACGUUUACUAUUAUUAUUAUUAUUAUGAUUAUUAUUUUGUUUUUAUUUUAGAUUUAGGAGAGUAAGUUUAGCAAAAGCGAAAGUAAGAAAGAGCGAAAAUAGAGUGGCUGCCAGUUAAAGGACUUUUUCAUUUUCAUACGCGAAUUUUUAAAUUAUAAAUCUAUAUUAUUAUACGAGUACGUAAAGCAUAAAACUUAAAUAAUUUAUAAUAGUAAUUCAAGACAAUUGCUAAACAACCAACAACUAGUACUAAAGACGAAGAAGAGAACAAACUAGAAAUUAUACCGAAACGGAAAUGAAAAUAAAAACACA
Messenger RNA from Drosophila kikkawai, 3738 nucleotides. It is a transcript of the gene dock, whose product is annotated as SH2/SH3 adaptor protein dock. Lineage: Eukaryota; Metazoa; Arthropoda; Insecta; Diptera; Drosophilidae. The record is from RefSeq and is a predicted model, not a curated record. Gene Ontology annotation, molecular function: receptor tyrosine kinase binding; signaling adaptor activity. Gene Ontology annotation, biological process: signal transduction; cell migration.